CGCGCCGUGAUCGCAACCCACACUUUACACAUGUUUACUCUCUCAUUCUCCGCCGUUCCGCAAAGCAAAGCACGCAGACUGACAUGGGAAAACCGCGCCGUGGUGGGGGCAAAUCCUCCAGCACCGGCAGCAAACACGGCCGUAAAACAGCCCACGACGCCAAGCACGAUCUUGCGGGCCGUUCCGACAGCACCGCCCCCUCUGAUGAAGCCGCGAAGCUCACCCUCACCGAUUCGUCGUCCGAUGGCAGCAGCAGCGAUUCGGAGGCAGACCGUGUGGACGUGGCGCCAUUUCCCGUUGCCAUGUGGGACCUCGGCCACUGUAACCCGAAGGCAUGCUCGGGCCGUAGACUGGUGCGCCAUAGCCUGGUGCGCCUGCUCCGCGUGGGCCAGCGAUUCGGCGGUGUGGUGCUGACGCCCGUCGGCAAGAAGUGCGUUUCGCCGGCCGACCGCACCGCCGUCGCCGACUUCGGCGUGGCCGUGGUGGACUGCUCGUGGGCGCGCCUGGCGGAGGUGCCGUUUGGCCGCCUGCGCGCUGGGCACCCGCGAUUGCUGCCGUUCCUCGUGGCCGCAAACCCCGUUAAUUACGGCCGGCCCUGUAAGCUGUCCUGCGUCGAGGCGCUGGCCGCCACCAUGUUCAUCACAGGGUUCGAGCGCGAGGCGCGCCUCUAUCUCAGCAAGUUUAAGUGGGGCCGCCAGUUCGAGGCGCUUAACGAUGAACUGUUACGGGCGUACGCCGCAUGCGCAGAUGGCGCUGCCGUUGUGGCCGCGCAGCAGGCGUACCUGGCGAAGGCGCAGGAGGAGAAGGCGGCGGCGGCAGCGGAAGAUGAUCUACCGCGCUACACGUCCUCCGAGGGCGAGGACGAGGAGGAAGAAGAGGCUGCGGAAAGAGGGGAGGAAGAAGAGGCUGCGGAAAGAGUGGAGGAAGAAGCUGCGUGCGAGCGUCGUGAGUCCGGAGUAACGGCAGAGAUGCAAGUGGUUAACGGUGCUGAGGCUGAGGCUGGGGCUGGCGCCGGCGUCGGCCAGGUGAGCAGGGAUGCGUCCAAGGACACGGCCGACGUCGGCCAAGGCUCGGCUAUGGCUGAGCGGACUACGGACGACCGUGACGCUACAGAUGCCAGCGCGGCGCGCUGACGACUGCAGGUGAUGCUCGACAUAAAGCUGUGGUGAAAGGCAUUGUUAUGGCGGCGUCCGGCGGUGCCCCCGGGCCUCGGGAUGUUUUUUCAACCGAUAACAGUGUGGUGUCAUGUGUGACGAAGGCAGCCCUGCGUUAGAGCAAUGCCACGGACGGUGAAUAAAGUGAAAGUCGCCAACACCA
Molecule: messenger RNA, 1317 nt
Organism: Pollicipes pollicipes
Lineage: Eukaryota; Metazoa; Arthropoda; Thecostraca; Pollicipedomorpha; Pollicipedidae
Product: 18S rRNA aminocarboxypropyltransferase
Exons: 2
Coding region: 84-1133 (349 amino acids)
Biological process (GO): maturation of SSU-rRNA
Molecular function (GO): rRNA small subunit aminocarboxypropyltransferase activity
Source: RefSeq, a predicted model, not a curated record